AUGAAAAUGUUGAAGCUCACAAAAAUACUGAUAGCAAAAGCAACCUGGCGCGGCUGUGGCAAACACAUCCCGUCGGCGCUGGGCAGCGUUCCAGAGGACCAGUGGUGCAUUUGCACGCCCAAGGUCACCGUCAACGGCAAGGAAUAUCCCCCGGCAGGCACUGUGUCGAUUCCUGGAGCAGCAUUUGCCGUCCUCCUUUCGGUGUAUCUUAUUCGCUGCUUCUUGUCAUCGUUAUGGAAAGUUCCCGGCCCGAGGAUAUCUGCCUUCACUUCCCUUCCUUUGAAAUGGCAUGAGCUGCAAGCAACCAGAACGAAGUACAUCCACAAACUUCACCAGCAGUAUGGCCCAGUUGUCCGGAUCGCACCAAAUGAAGUCUCGUUUACAUCUUACGAAGCCAUUAAAGAGAUUUAUUGCUCCGGGGGUAGCGGCUAUGACAAGACGGAGUUUUACGACUUAUUCAAGGUCUAUGGACGAAGCAACGUCCUACGACCUGUACCCCUUGGCGGAAUCCAGGAGAGGUCACAAAAAUUUAUCAACCUAUGCAAGACGUCCGUGGGCAAGAGCCACGACAUAUUCAUGAGCCUUCACUCCUACGCCUGUGAUUGCGUUACACAUCACCUGUUCCAUCCGUACGGCAGUAACUGCCUUGAGGACGAGGCGGACGAGGAAAUGAUGCACCAGGUCGCCGCCGACGACAGCCUGCAGAAUCGCCUCGUCCAGCACUACAGUCCCGCGCUGCACAAGCUCCUCUCUAGAUUCCUAUACCUCUUCGCCAAGCCCCGCGAAACCCCCCUCGCCGACACCUUCAUCAUCGAGUCCAGCAAGAAGCCCGACCCGGCCGCAUUCACGCUCCUAAGCCGGCUACACGACAAAGCCGGCCAGGGACUAGACCAGCUCGACAUGGCGGGCGAGUGCCUCGACCACAUGGCGGCGGGCAUCGACACGACAGGCGACGGACUGUGCUUUCUGAUGUGGGAGCUUUCGCAGCCGCGUUCCCUACGAUUCCAAGACAAGCUGCGCCUGGAGCUGAGGGAGAACCCCGGCGUCGCGUUCGACAAGUUGCCGUUCCUCGAUGCCAUCGUGCAGGAAGGGUUGCGGUGCUUUCCAGCCAUCCCGAUGUCCCUGCCACGAUACGUCCCCCAGGGCGGACGACUGAUAGACGGUUAUUUUAUCCCUGAAAAGACUAUUGUCAGCUGUCAGGCGUAUUCUAUCCACCGCAUCAACGAGGACGUGUUCCCGGAGCCGGAUGCCUUCAACCCAGAUCGAUGGAUGGAGCCGACGGGUGACGCGGAGAGGAAGCGGCUAAUGUUUGCAUUUGCCAACGGAGGUCGAGGAUGUGUUGGCAAGCAUCUGGCGCUCGCCGAGAUGAAGACUCUUUUGACGGACAUCUACACCCGUUACACGACGCUUCCUGAGACGUCGAUGACAGAGGAGUCGAUGGCCAUGUCGGACCAGCUCAUCUCCUCGCGGCCGCUAGGACAAAGGUGUUUGCUGCAGUUUGUUCCAUUUGGCGAGAAGCGAGAAUGA
Colletotrichum orchidophilum is the source of this 1527-nucleotide messenger RNA. RefSeq names its product cytochrome P450. Lineage: Eukaryota; Fungi; Ascomycota; Sordariomycetes; Glomerellales; Glomerellaceae. The coding region runs from base 1 to 1527 and encodes 508 amino acids. Gene Ontology annotation, molecular function: iron ion binding; heme binding; oxidoreductase activity, acting on paired donors, with incorporation or reduction of molecular oxygen. The record is from RefSeq and is a predicted model, not a curated record. The transcript is spliced from 6 exons.